Microtus oregoni (creeping vole) is the source of this 861-nucleotide messenger RNA. RefSeq names its product sp110 nuclear body protein-like. Gene Ontology annotation, cellular component: nucleus. Gene Ontology annotation, molecular function: DNA binding; DNA-binding transcription factor activity, RNA polymerase II-specific. Gene Ontology annotation, biological process: regulation of transcription by RNA polymerase II. NCBI's taxonomy places the organism in Eukaryota, Metazoa, Chordata, Mammalia, Rodentia, Cricetidae. The transcript has 6 exons. The record is from RefSeq and is a predicted model, not a curated record.
AUGUUCACUAUGAUAAAGGGCGUUGAGGAGGUUCUUCUCCAACACUUCAUUCAGACAAAGCAGGACAUUGCCUAUGCCAUCAACAAGCCUUUCCCCUUCUUCGAAGCCCUCCAAGACCACUACUUCAUCACUAAAAAAAAUGAUUCUAUAGAUGCCUGUCAGGAUCUGGUUCCUGUAUCCAGAGUGGUGUUCAAUGUUCUCACCAGUCUGGAGCGAACUUUCCAUCUGUCACUGCUACUGAUAUUGUUCAGCCAAGACAACCUACGUGAAUACCCCAGCCUAGGGGCAAUAUUCAGAAGCUUCGAAAAUGUUGUUACUGCCUAUGAAGAGAAUAAGAGAAGUCCACAGACCCUACCCCCACCACAACCAUCUCCACCAAACCAUCUGUCCUCUUCACCAAGAGUCGGUGAUCCGCAAGCAGGCUCACUGCAAAUCAAUGAGAUCCGGCAUGAGCAUCCCAGUCCUUCUCACCCAGCUGUGCCUCCCCCUGGCUUCGUCCAGGAAGGAAAGACUACUCCAGGCAAGAAACAUCUGGGGGGAAUGUGGGUCCGUGUAGCUGCCAAUUACCCAGGUCUGUCUGUUUUCUCACUUCCAGGAAAGUCCAAGGAUGAUACUUUAGAUUUUCUCUCUCCUACACUUCCUGUGACCUGUGGGAAGGCCAAAGGAAUUUUGUUCAAGCAGAAAAUGAGGCAAGGAUCCUCAUGAAAAUGCAUUCAGAAUGAAUCAGGGGAUUGGCUCACUCCAAAAGAAUUUUUAAGGGAAGGGAAAAGGUCCAAGUCAAAAGACUGGAAGAGGGAUAUAAGGUGCAAGCAGAAGACACUGAGAUUCCUGGAGCAGGAACUUCAAGAAGAGCAUGACUAG